Mesocricetus auratus (golden hamster) is the source of this 2010-nucleotide messenger RNA. RefSeq names its product zinc finger and BTB domain containing 12 (gene Zbtb12). The coding region runs from base 56 to 1438 and encodes 460 amino acids. The record is from RefSeq and is a predicted model, not a curated record. Gene Ontology annotation, molecular function: RNA polymerase II cis-regulatory region sequence-specific DNA binding; DNA-binding transcription factor activity, RNA polymerase II-specific; protein binding. The transcript is spliced from 2 exons. Gene Ontology annotation, biological process: regulation of transcription by RNA polymerase II. NCBI's taxonomy places the organism in Eukaryota, Metazoa, Chordata, Mammalia, Rodentia, Cricetidae.
GGGGUGGAAAAAUUCAGCACGCGGAACCGGGCCAGGGCAGCCCACUCCCGCCACAAUGGCCUCUGGGGUGGAAGUCUUGCGUUUCCAGCUGCCUGGCCACGAGGCCGCUACGCUGCGGAACAUGAACCAGCUCCGCGCCGAGGAGCGGUUCUGCGAUGUGACCAUCGUGGCCGACAGCCUCAAAUUCCGCGGCCACAAGGUCAUCCUGGCCGCCUGCUCACCGUUCCUCCGGGACCAGUUCUUGCUGAACCCCAGCUCGGAGCUGCAGGUCUCCCUGAUGCACAGCGCGCGCAUUGUGGCCGACCUGCUCCUCUCUUGCUACACGGGCGCCCUGGAGUUCGCCGUCAGGGACAUCGUGAACUACCUGACGGCCGCCUCCUACCUGCAGAUGGAGCACGUGGUGGAGAAGUGCAGAAACGCCCUCAGCCAGUUCAUUGAGCCCAAAAUAGGCCUCAAAGAGGACGGGGUCAGCGAGGCCAGCCUCGUGAGCAGUGUCAGUGCCGCCAAGUCCCUCCUCCCCCCGGCCAGGACCCCAAAGCCAGCCCCGAAGCCCCCACCCCCGCCUCCUCUACCCCCUCCGCUCCUGCGACCCGUGAAGCUGGAGUUCCCGCUGGAUGAGGACCUGGAGCUGAAGGCCGAGGACGAGGACGAGGACGAAGACGAGGACGUUUCUGACAUCUGCAUCGUCAAGGUGGAGUCCGCCCUCGAGGUGGCUCACCGGCUGAAGCCCCCGGGAGGCCUGGCAGCGGGUCUGGGCAUCGGGGCCUCCGUGAGCAGCCACCUGGGGGAGCUGGCCCAGAGUAGCAGCGUGGCCCCCAACGCCGUGACCCCGCCGCAAGGCGUGGUGAAGGCCUGCUACAGCCUGUCCGAGGACGCCGAAGGGGAAGGCCUGCUGCUGAUCCCAGGAGGCCGGGCCAGUGUGGGGGCCGCCUCGGGCCUCGUGGAAGCAGCGGCAGUGGCCAUGGCUGCCCGGGGGGCGGGGGGCAGCCUUGGGGCGGGGGGCAGCCGGGGACCCCUGCCCGGGGGCUUCUCCGGUGGGAACCCCCUGAAGAACAUCAAGUGCACCAAGUGCCCGGAGGUGUUCCAGGGCGUGGAGAAGCUGGUGUUCCACAUGCGCGCGCAGCACUUCAUUUUCAUGUGCCCGCGCUGCGGGAAGCAGUUCAACCACAGCAGCAACCUCAACCGCCACAUGAACGUGCACCGCGGCGUCAAGUCGCACUCGUGCGGCAUCUGCGGCAAGUGCUUCACGCAGAAGUCCACGCUGCACGACCACCUCAACCUGCACUCGGGGGCGCGGCCCUACCGAUGCUCCUACUGCGACGUGCGCUUCGCCCACAAGCCAGCCAUCAGGCGGCACCUCAAGGAGCAGCACGGCAAAACCACGGCCGAGAACGUGCUGGAAGCCGGCGUGGCGGAGAUCAACGUGCUCAUCCGAUGAAGGGGCCAGGAGGCUGCGUGGGGGGGGGGGCGGGGAGGGAGAGUUCCGGGCAUGCGCUGCGCACACCUUGAGGGAGGAAGAUUGGAGAGAAGACCUUGCCUCAAAAAGAGCAGAGGAAGAAGAAGAUGAUGAUGAUGGAGCCGGAGACAGGGUUGACAAGGCUUGAGGGGAUGUGGGGGGGGCUCCCAAAGAAAGAUUUUUUUUGGUAGAGGUGCACGGACGAGGUGGAGGGAGGAAGAGAAAAAAAAAGAAAAGAAAAAAAAGCUGAAAGUUUGGAGAAGAGCUCUUUUCCUGGCUGCAGCUGCCCAGGGAGAAGAUUGUAGCGUUUCUUGAGGGGGGGGUGGGAAAUCGUGGUGGUGGGGGAAAUGGCAGGACGCAGUUUUCUCGUCCCUGUUUAGAAUAGGUGGGAAAGGGAGUCGUAGGGGAAACAGGUGUGAAGUCCCAGAAAAGGAAGGGGAGGCGGAGCUUGCAUGCCGGGGUAAUAAUAUGCGCCAGGUAAGAGAACAGGGAGGGCAACCUGGGUAGGCAGUGAGAUUCCGGGGUACCAUAGCAAGAAGAGUGGAUAGUGGUGG